Selaginella moellendorffii is the source of this 912-nucleotide messenger RNA. RefSeq lists its product as uncharacterized. The transcript is spliced from 4 exons. The coding region runs from base 37 to 720 and encodes 227 amino acids. The record is from RefSeq and is a predicted model, not a curated record. Lineage: Eukaryota; Viridiplantae; Streptophyta; Lycopodiopsida; Selaginellales; Selaginellaceae.
GAUCCUGCAUGGGCAAUUGACCAAGAAACGUUGUCAAUGCUUUUCCAACUAUCACUAAACUUCUUCUUUGUACUACCUAUCGCCAAUGCUGCUGGAUUUCACGUAGUAACCGCUCCUGUGGUUCACCCGGCUGCCGAGGCGCUCUUCAACAUCGUUAUGGGAUGGACUCUGCUCUUCGGACCCAUUAUCUUUUCUGACGCUCGAAACAACCGGUUCAAAGGGUCCUUGGAAGCACUCUGGGCGGGACAGUGGUUUCUGACGAACGCCUUUCUCAUACCUUACAUGGCUAUUCGGUUGAACGAACAGGUUCCUACGAAGUCCCAAUCACCAAGCAAGUUUUGCCAAGCAGCACUCUCUGCUGCAAAACCAAUCGCUUUAGUCGGUGGAAUAGUUGGUGCACUAUCGAUAGCUUGGGGCUUGGGAGGCAGACCUGACGCAGGAUUUGGGAACAUCGUUGAUCGCUGGAACUAUUUUCUCCAUUAUAUAGGAACAGACCGUGUUGCAUAUGCUUUUCUGUGGGACGUCUUCCUUUAUUCGAUAUUCCAAGUCUGGCUCGUUCAGAGCAACUUGAAGAAGGUUGAAGGCCUGCGAAUGCGAAAGAUGGUGAGUCUGCUAAGCUAUGUUCCAUACGUUGGAUCAGUGGCCUACCUCUGGGGACUAGCCAGUGAGAUCCCAGAGAUGACGAUGAGCCAGGAAAAUUUACCUGAAGAAUCAAAAUAGCUGGAAGCGCGUCAUUUGAAAAUGAGAACAAUCAGCUCUCUUCAGUGAAAACUCGUAUUUUUGCUUUCGACUGCAAAACGUUGGCGCUGAAAAUCGAACAAGAACAAUGAGACGAGUUAUUAUAAUUCAUAAGAAGUACCUUGUAGCUAUACAACUUUUAACUUUUGAUCGAAGCGCGGUCCCUUCAGCAUC